CGAGGGCCUGCACUGACCCCUGAGCUCUCGCUCUUUAUAUUGUUGGCUUAGCUCGGUUCGGUUCGGUUCGGUCGAUUCAAGCAGUUCAUGGCGCUUCGUCUUCUGUUCACACCUCAUCUCCCGGUGCUUUCCUCUCGGAGGGCCAACGGUCGAGUCCGUUGUUCGGCGAGCACGCAGAUCUCUGAUCCUCAAGAAGGUCGACGAUCGGCCAAUUAUCAGCCAUCCGUCUGGACUUACAAUUACCUUCAGUCCAUCGUGGCCGGUGAAGGCCGGCAAUCUCGCCGCGAGGUUGAGCAACAGAAAGAAAAGGUACAAAUAUUGGAAGAAGAAGUGAGAGGUGCUCUCAAUGACGAAAAAGCUGAAACCUUCACCAUAUUUGCUACGGUUGAUGAUAUUCAACGCUUAGGGCUGGGAGAUCAUUUCGAGGAAGACAUUUCGAACGUUCUUCGCAGAUGUGUCUCUAAGGGUGCGGUCUUUAUGAGCCUACAGAAGUCUCUGCAUGGCACCGCUCUCGGCUUUCGGCUUCUUAGACAGCACGGCUAUGAAGUUUCUCAAGAUGUUUUUAAGAUCUUCUUGGACGAAAGUGGCAGUUUUGUGAAGACCCUUGGUGGGGAUGUCCAAGGCGUGCUGAGUCUAUACGAGGCGUCCCAUUUGGCCUUCGAAGAAGAAGACAUCUUGCACAAGGCUAGAUCAUUCGCCAUCAAGCAUCUCGAAAACCUUAAUAGCGAUGUUGACAAAGAUCUUCAAGACCAAGUGAAACAUGAAUUGGAACUGCCUCUGCACCGUAGAAUGCCAUUGCUAGAGGCUCGACGUUCCAUUGAAGCCUACAGCAGACGCGGAUACACGAAUCCUCAAAUUCUCGAACUUGCCUUGACGGACUUCAACGUUUCGCAAUCAACUCUCCAAAGAGAUCUUCAGGAAAUGUUAGGAUGGUGGAAUAAUACUGGCCUCGCAAAAAGGUUGAGCUUUGCGAGGGAUAGACUCAUAGAGUGCUUCUUUUGGGCAGUAGGAAUUGCCCACGAGCCUUCGCUCAGUAUUUGUCGGAAAGCGGUGACAAAAGCGUUCGCGCUGAUCCUUGUCCUCGAUGAUGUGUAUGAUGUUUUCGGCACAUUGGAAGAGCUGGAGCUAUUCACAGACGCCGUUCGCAGAUGGGACCUCAAUGCUGUGGAAGAUCUUCCUGUCUAUAUGAAGCUGUGCUACUUAGCUCUCUACAACAGCGUGAACGAGAUGGCUUACGAAACUCUCAAGGAGAAAGGGGAAAACGUCAUCCCGUAUCUAGCCAAAGCGUGGUAUGACUUGUGCAAAGCCUUCUUGCAAGAAGCAAAAUGGAGUAACAGCAGGAUCAUCCCAGGAGUUGAAGAGUACUUGAACAAUGGGUGGGUAUCAUCAUCAGGGUCGGUCAUGUUGAUUCAUGCCUACUUCUUAGCAAGCCCAAGCAUGAGAAAGGAGGAGCUCGAAUCGCUAGAACAUUACCAUGAUCUCUUGCGGCUGCCGUCCUUGAUUUUCCGGCUUACCAAUGAUAUCGCCUCCUCAUCGGCUGAGCUAGAGAGGGGAGAGACCACGAAUUCAAUACGGUGUUUCAUGCAAGAAAAGGGCAUCUCCGAGUUAGAGGCUCGCGAGUGCGUUAAAGAAGAAAUCGACACAGCAUGGAAGAAGAUGAACAAAUAUAUGGUCGACCGUUCGACCUUCAAUCAAUCUUUUGUGCGGAUGACUUAUAACCUUGCCCGGAUGGCACAUUGCGUGUACCAGGAUGGAGAUGCGAUCGGAUCUCCGGACGAUCUGUCGUGGAACCGUGUGCACUCCUUGAUAAUCAAACCUAUUUCUCCUGCGGCAUAAAAUGGCUAAAUUAGUUUGGACAACAUCAAUUUCCUCCCGUUGGGGAAGGAAAAUGGACGUACGGAAACUACAAAAUAAAGUAGGUGGAUCCUACUGUACUAAAUGAUUUAAAGGCACUUAAUGUACAAAGUACUUUAAUUUCGGUUAAUUCAAUCCAUCUAAUCAUAGUUCAACAUUUUUGUAAUAAACAGCAAUCGAAGUGUAUUUUUGUGACGACCCUAGUACAUCACGGCUGCUGUAGAAUGAACUACUAUCGCCAAUAUCUUCUUCAUUGUAAUUUUUUUCUUAAGCAUGUGGAAGCGUAAGGGACAACAGAAAAUUCCAA
Molecule: messenger RNA, 2161 nt
Organism: Eucalyptus grandis
Lineage: Eukaryota; Viridiplantae; Streptophyta; Magnoliopsida; Myrtales; Myrtaceae
Product: isoprene synthase, chloroplastic
Exons: 7
Coding region: 88-1836 (582 amino acids)
Biological process (GO): diterpenoid biosynthetic process
Molecular function (GO): magnesium ion binding; terpene synthase activity
Source: RefSeq, a predicted model, not a curated record